UCAUUCUUGUUCUCGAUGGCUCAUCCCCAUCUUCGUCGCCAUCCCCAGCAACUUGGCCGUCCAUCCAGAUUGCUGUGUACUAACGAGUGGAGUGCGCAUGCAGACGUAUAUAUAUAGUACAACUUCAUGAUACAGGCGGUGAGCUCUAGUUUCCAGUCAAAACUAACCGUAACACGCAAGGCGUGCUACCGUCGGGAAUUUAAGCUUGUGUUUGUUCGUGUUCCAAUGGAAAGCGGCGCAAGAUGGACCUAUUUUGCGAACAGGAGCUGUGGCGCCGGGGCCCGGCGAAGCGUUCUGAAGGACAAAUAGGAGGGCAGCAUACUAUCACUUUCGACCUCGCAAAUCUCGCUUCCACGACAAUAACAUAUCUCGCGUUCACGAUACCGUCGACGUGCUUUACUCGUAGAAUAAUAUCGGACUAGAGCUAAGAAAGGAAGCCAUGCGUUUCCCUACAAUAAUCCUCACGGGCCUAUUUCUCGCGACCGGGACCGGUUCUGUGCACGCCAUUUCGAUCGUGGACGCUUUGAAAGCGAGCUCGGGAACCAGCAUCGCUCAGGCUGCCAUCGCUGCCAACCCGCAGUGGGCCGCCGCCGGGCAAAAGACUCUGAUUGUUCCUACGGAUGCAGCAAUCAAUUCCGCUAGAACUGCUGGAUACUUGACACAAAAUGAAACGGGCAUAGUGUUCCUAACUACCGCGACAAACCAUAAAGAUGUCGCCAACUAUAAGAUUUUGAAAGCCCCUCAGACAGCGUUGCUCUUCGACAAUUACGUGCCUCAGGGACCCCCCGAGGUUCAUGUCCGGUCAUCCACCCAACAGGGCUUGAUCACCGCGAACGUCGAUUGUGAUGACGGUUUCUUCUACGUGUCCAACAUCCCUUUUGAAACUGCGGUGGUCCCAUCCCGCGCCAUCGUCCUCAACCCAGGCGCUACUUCGUUUUUGGCUCUAUUCACGAAAUACAACCUUGUCCAGACCCUCGACUCCCUGACGGGCGUGACAAUCUUUGUUCCCACGAACGCAGCCAUCGCUGCCGCUCAGACUCGCUUGGCUGCAUUGACCCCGAAUCAGGUCGCAUAUGUGCUCGCUUCGCACAUUGUCCGGCCUACAAAGUUCAGCACGGAGAUGGAGACAGGGAGCCUUGCUGCGCUCAGCGGAGUGAGCUUGCCGUACGUCGUCUCUGGCGAGAGUGCCACCGUCGGCGGCGUUGCCAUUGGCGCGCUGGUCGACGUCCCGACAUCCGCGGGUUCAAUCCUGACCGUGAAUGCGGUCAUCAUUCCGGCAACCCUGCCUCCCGCUGACUCGAAUGCGAAUGCCGCAGUUACCACCUUCGGCACAGUCGCUGUUGUAGGAGCUACCUCGGCCACUACCGCCACGUCUACCAGUGCCAGUGCCAGUGCCAGUACUAGUUCCAGUACCAGUGCAUCGACCACUGCGACCGCGGCUACCACCACUGCUACCGCCACAACCACGGCUACCACGUCAAGCUCGACCCCUGCUGUCUCGUCGACGUCGUCCACAGCUCGAACCACUGACGACGCGAAAUCCGGUGCGGGCCAGAUUGCCGGCUCGUUGGCUGGUCUGCUGGCCGCUGGUGCCGUUGGGUUGGCUGGGGUUUUGUGAUGGUUUUCAUAGCAGUUGAUCGAUUGAUCCUUUGAGAGGGCGCUACGUAGCAGUUUAGUUAAAUAAAAUCACAUCUUCAAACAGUUAU
Fimicolochytrium jonesii is the source of this 1706-nucleotide messenger RNA. RefSeq lists its product as uncharacterized. The record is from RefSeq and is a predicted model, not a curated record. Bases 440 to 1618 code for a protein of 392 amino acids. NCBI's taxonomy places the organism in Eukaryota, Fungi, Chytridiomycota, Chytridiomycetes, Spizellomycetales, Powellomycetaceae. The transcript has 2 exons.